CCGGAUCUGACCUGUCUCUAGCCGAGAACAAUACCAUAUCUACCUAUCUAUCUACCCCUCCCAUACACAUACAAUAGCCAGAGAGAGAGAGAGAGAGAGAGAGAGAGGGGAAAAGCGAAACAAACUUCGGGCCUCGUUCCUCUCCCAUCCGCGCCUUUACCUGCCUCGCCCUCCCCACCAGUCGGGUUCGCCAACAUGGCCUCCCCGGAUGCCACCUGCGUCACGCCCUCCCAAUCGUCGCCCGCGCUCAGUUCUCUCCCCCGCGAUUCCUCUUCGCCGUCCGCGGUUCGGUCGGCCCAGUCCCAGCCCCAGUCUCAGAGCCAUGGCCAUGGCGAUGACCACUAUACCGAGCGCAGUCCGCUGCUCGCUUCUUCUCCCUCUGCCGCCUACUCCUCCUCCUCCUCUCCAUCUUCCUCGUCGCCUUCACCCGCUGCAACAAUGUCCGCUCAAUCGUGGUGGACGACCAUGUCUCAUCCGGCCCGCGAGUUCUGGGCCCAGGGCAAGGGCAUGAUCCUGGUCCUGGGUGCGCAGUUCUUCGGCGCCACGAUGAAUGUCAUGACUCAGUUUUUGGAGAUUAAAGGGAAGGAGGGGAGAGGGUUGGAUCCGUUUCAGAUCCUCUUCGCUCGCAUGUCGAUUACCGUGCUGGCAAGCUACCUCUACAUGUGGUAUGCUCGCGUGCCCCAUCCGCUGGGGACGCGCGACGUCUUCCCCCUGCUGAUGCUGCGCGCCAGCGGCGGCUUCUUCGGGGUCUACGGCCUCUACUUCUCGGUCCAGUACCUGCCGCUGUCCGAGGCGACGGUGGUGACCUUCCUGGCGCCCAUUCUUACCUGCUACGCCUGCUCGUUCCUUAUCCCCAACGAGACCUUCACACGCAAGCAGCAGCUGGCCGGGAUCGUGUCGCUGGCCGGGGUGGUGUUGAUCGCGCGGCCUUUCCCGUUCAUGCGGUCGGGGGCUCCGGCCGACGACCCGGAGCUGGGCGACACGCCCGGGUCCACGGACAGCUACCACCACGUGCUGGCCAUCGUGGUGGCCCUGGUCGGGGUGCUGGGGGCGUCGUGCGCGUACACCACGAUCCGGAUGAUCGGACAGCGCUGCCACCCGCUGGUCUCGGUGACGUACUUUUCGAUGUUCACGACAGUGGUGGCCACCCUGGCCAUGCUGUUCGUGCCCUCGAUCCCGCUGGAGCUGCCGGGCACGCUGCUCGAAUGGACCCUGCUCCUCGGGCUCGGGGUGUGCGGCUUCCUGCUGCAGUUCCUGCUGACCGCGGGGCUGUCGUACGUGCCACCGCCGCGCAAGUCCAAGGGCCGCGGCGAGUCCUCCCCGCCGACCUCGUCCGGGUCGCGGGCCACCUUCAUGAUCUACAUGCAGAUGCUGUUCGCGGUGUUCUACGACCGCACGGUCUGGGGCAGCACGCUGUCGGCGGUUAGCUGGGUGGGCUCGGGGAUGAUCCUGGGGAGCGCCAUCUAUGUGGCGAUGGCGCGCGAGGGCGCCAAGGGGGCUGGAGCAGGCGAGGGGAAGGAGACCGAGCGUGCGGCGGUGGAGGAAGGCGGGGAAAGGCAAUCGGGGGCUAGCGCGUGAGGACGCGAGGCAAAAAGGAGGCGCUGCUAUGUGUGAGGGAUUUGACCUGCGAGAAGAGUCUCCUGGAGUCUAGUCCCGGUGUCCAGCUGCAUGGGGCUCGGUUGGGUGGACGCCACCAGUGCUGAGUCCCGGGGGGGGGGGUGCCGUUUGCAUUUGGGUAUAUACGACAUACAUGCAUACAUAGACGGCGGGGAUGCAUGAAUCAUGAGGAUUAUGAGGAAUGAGACGAAUGAUGAAAUGGCAGUUUCAGCGACAGCGGUGCAGGAGUGCAGUAGACAGUAGAUACUAUCUAUCUAUCUACUCUACUACUCGUAGACACUAGACAUGUGCACUAGCCCGACUGGGGAGGACUGCGGGGGAGCUCCACUCAAUUGGCGGUGCUGAUUGGCAGGAGACAU
Molecule: messenger RNA, 1976 nt
Organism: Aspergillus heteromorphus CBS 117.55
Lineage: Eukaryota; Fungi; Ascomycota; Eurotiomycetes; Eurotiales; Aspergillaceae
Product: DMT family transporter
Exons: 2
Coding region: 196-1578 (460 amino acids)
Cellular component (GO): membrane
Source: RefSeq, a predicted model, not a curated record